Molecule: messenger RNA, 1190 nt
Organism: Gambusia affinis (western mosquitofish)
Lineage: Eukaryota; Metazoa; Chordata; Actinopteri; Cyprinodontiformes; Poeciliidae
Product: FH1/FH2 domain-containing protein 3-like
Exons: 6
Coding region: 405-932 (175 amino acids)
Biological process (GO): actin filament network formation; cortical actin cytoskeleton organization; cardiac myofibril assembly
Cellular component (GO): cytoplasm; cytoskeleton
Molecular function (GO): actin filament binding
Source: RefSeq, a predicted model, not a curated record
GGGAGGAGGAGAAGGAGGGCAGAGGGGAAAAUAGACACAGCUCAGUCAGAGAGGGGUGGGAUGGAUUAGGCUCAGACAGACAGCAGACCGGCUGUCCCAGCCAGGCUGCGCUGAUCCUUCACUCUCCGCUUUGCUCCCUCCUCUUCAUCACCGGCCACCUGCCUCUCCGAGAAUAACUCCCGACCGCUCAGGACCGAGCGAGCCUCGCCGCAGACGGAGAAAGGGCGACAUCCCCCCACAUUCGCUCCGGGCGUUCUUGGCGACGGGGAUUUGUCGUCGUUACCGGCUGAGGAGCGCUCCUGCUUCUCCUACCACCCUCCACCCUCAAAACCUCUCGACUGCCCUCCUACCCUCUACCCUGCCCCGUCCGUCCCCUCAGAAGAAGCCACUUGCAUGGAUGCAGCAUGGCCACGUUCGUCUGCAGGGUUCAGUUUUUAGAUGACACCGAUCCGUUCAACAGCACUAACUUUCCAGAGCCGACCAGACCCCCGGUGUACACCUUCCGGGAGGACAUCCCCCUCAUCAACCAGCUAGCGGGCGUCCAUCGGCUCCUCAAAGCUCCACACAAGCUCGACGAUUGCACACUUCAGCUGUCCCACAAUGGGACCUACCUGGACCUGGAGUCCUCGCUGGCCGAGCAAAGGGACGAGCUGGAGGGGUUUCAGGCGGACGAUGCAGGGUCCAGAGGGAAGAAGCACAGUGUUAUAUUGCGGACCCAGCUGACCGUCCGUGUUCAUGCCUGCAUCGAGAAACUCUAUAACUCCAAUGGACGGGACUUGAGAAGGGCUCUGUUCUCCUUAAAGCAGAUCUUCCAGGAUGACAAGGACCUUGUCCAUGAGUUUGUGAUGGCUGAGGGUUUGACUUGUCUCAUCAAGGUGGGAGCAGAGGCGGACCAGAACUACCAGAACUACAUAUUAAGAGGUUGUUCAUAAGGAAGGUCAAGAAAAUGAGGAAGCUAUUAGAAAUACCCUGCAGCAACUCAUCAAUCCUUUGGUGAGAGAAACUCGCAAACCGAGGUUGAGUUCCACCACAAUCUGCAUCUCUGCUGGCACCACAGAUUCAGAGAGACACUAUGGAGUCUCCAUGUCCACCACUGGUCGUCCUGCAGGCCGAAUCAUGAUUGCUGCAUCCUGCCUUAACUUCUGGGAGGAACAUGUAGCUGAUGCAGUGAUGAGCUGCUAUCCUGUAGA